Messenger RNA from Diceros bicornis minor, 3011 nucleotides. It is a transcript of the gene GLS2, whose product is annotated as glutaminase 2. Bases 1399 to 3006 code for a protein of 535 amino acids. The record is from RefSeq and is a predicted model, not a curated record. The transcript has 18 exons. Lineage: Eukaryota; Metazoa; Chordata; Mammalia; Perissodactyla; Rhinocerotidae. Gene Ontology annotation, biological process: L-glutamine catabolic process. Gene Ontology annotation, molecular function: glutaminase activity; protein binding.
GCUUAACCGGAAACGGCGAUGGGUGCGGAGUGUUGCUUGGUGCACGUGUCUGAGUGCAGGGCUGCGUGCGCACCGCCCAUCCUCACCCUACCUCUCCUCCCCGGUCCUCGUGUGUGCUUUAGAGGAUGCAUGGGUAUGGAACAGCCUCCUGCCUCCAGUCCUGGUGUACUUGGCUCUGUCUGUGUGGUGUGUCUGUGUUUCGGCGUGUCCCGGCGUGUAAUUUGUGAUUCGUGAGUAUUAUUGGUGCGCAGGUACAUGCGUGUGUCCUUUGCGUAUGUGUUGGGUGUGUGCGUUAUCAGAGCUCCCUGUCCCUCAUGUGUAGAAUAAGGGUGGUUUUCCAACUGGUUGUUGAAUGAGGAAAAUCUUUAUAAUGGGGGGAAAAAAUCAUAAGACGCAGAAUUCCCAAACCAGAGCCAAUAAGAGCCGUUAUUUGUGCUGCUCAGGCUCCCUGAUUUGAAAGGGUUCUCCUCCCGCGGGCUCAUAUUCUGCCCGAGAGGCUGCCCUUCUUUCCCCCACCACCCGGAACACUUGGUGGCUGAGCCUCUUUUCUCCAAGACGCAGAUGGAGCUGAGCAGGAAAUUUUGUCCUCCCCAGAAGCCAACGUAGACAGGGCUCCAAGUAGCCCCCGCUCUAUUAUAGCAGGAACAGGAAAUGGACCAUCUCCCCUGUCACUGACAUCUAUCGAUGACAUUCAGAAAGACAUGCACACCACAAUUAAAGUAGCCAGACAGACACAGCAUUACCUCACCACCACUGGAGUCCCUGUCCUGACAGGAACAGACCAAUAAGGUUCAGCAAUAUUAAAUAACCUUACUAUCCCUAUUAAGAUGUCACACAGCUAUUAAGGGGCAAACUCUGGUUCUUUCUACUACACCAUCCUGGCACAGGGGAAGAGAAGAAAAGAGGGUGGAUUUGAAAGACAUUAUGGAGGUAGAUUCAUCCAAUGUUGGUUAGCAACUGAACAUGGUAAAGUAUGGGAAUUAUCCAAAUGAUUACACGUUUCCAGCUUGGCACCUGGGUGAGUGGUAAUGCUGUUAACCCAAGUGGGAAACACAAGACAAGGAGCAGAGGGAGGGUGGGUGAGAUGACCUCAGGUUUGGACAUGUUGAGUUUAUGGUACUUGUGGGACAUCAGGAAAUGGAAGUAUCUAGAAAGCAGCAAGAAAUAAAGGUCUGAAGGUUAGGAACAAAAGAAAGCUAGCGAGGAAGAUUUAAGACUUCUCAGGACAGAUGUGAAAGUUGAAAUUAUAGGGAUAGAUCAGAUGGUUCAGGGAGGAGGCAUAGAGUGAGCACACCUAUCUACUUAUAAACCUGUCUUCCAGGAAGACGAGCAGGGAGCAGUUCUCAGGUUCCUGUCUUCCUCCCUGUCUCUGCCCCCAGUGAUUCAUCAGAGAGUGGCAUGCUGUCCCGCCUGGGUGAUCUGCUCUUCUACACUAUUGCUGAGGGACAGGAACGCAUCCCUAUCCACAAGUUCACUACUGCACUGAAGGCCACCGGACUGCAGACGUCAGAUCCCCGGCUCCGGGACUGCAUGAGCCAGAUGCGCCGCAUGGUUCGAGAGUCCAGCAGUGGUGGCCUCUUGGACCAAGAGCUCUUCCAAAAGUGUGUGAGCAGCAACAUUGUGCUCCUGACCCAGGCAUUCCGAAAGAAGUUUGUCAUUCCUGAUUUUGAGGAGUUCACGGGCCAUGUGGAUCGCAUCUUUGAGGAUACCAAAGAGCUCACAGGAGGCAAAGUGGCGGCCUACAUCCCUCAGCUGGCCAAGUCAAAUCCAGACCUGUGGGGAGUCUCCCUGUGCACCGUGGAUGGUCAGCGGCACUCUGUGGGCCACACGAAGAUCCCCUUCUGCCUUCAGUCUUGUGUGAAGCCCCUCACCUAUGCCAUCUCCAUAAGCACCCUAGGCACUGACUACGUGCACAAGUUCGUGGGCAAGGAGCCCAGCGGCCUGCGCUACAACAAGCUCUCCCUCAAUGAGGAAGGAAUCCCCCAUAACCCCAUGGUCAAUGCUGGUGCCAUUGUCGUGAGCUCCCUGAUCAAGAUGGACUGUAACAAAGCAGAGAAGUUUGAUUUUGUGUUGCAAUAUCUGAACAGAAUGGCUGGGAGUGAAUACGUGGGUUUCAGCAAUGCCACAUUCCAGUCAGAGAAGGAAACAGGGGAUCGGAAUUAUGCCAUCGGCUAUUAUCUAAAGGAAAAGAAGUGCUUUCCCAAGGGGGUGGACAUGAUGGCUGCCCUCGAUCUCUACUUCCAGCUGUGCUCUGUGGAGGUGACCUGUGAAUCAGGCAGUGUCAUGGCAGCCACCCUGGCCAAUGGCGGGAUCUGCCCCAUCACAGGCGAGAGUGUGCUGAGUGCUGAAGCAGUGCGCAACACCCUCAGCCUCAUGCACUCCUGCGGCAUGUAUGACUUCUCGGGCCAGUUUGCCUUCCACGUGGGCCUGCCAGCCAAGUCAGCUGUGUCAGGAGCCAUCCUCCUGGUGGUACCCAACGUCAUGGGAAUGAUGUGUCUGUCACCUCCACUGGACAAGCUGGGGAACAGCUAUAGGGGCAUCAACUUCUGCCAGAAGUUAGUGUCUCUCUUCAAUUUCCACAAUUAUGACAACCUGAGACACUGUGCUCGGAAGUUAGACCCACGGCGUGAAGGGGGAGAAGUUCGGAACAAGACUGUGGUGAACCUGUUAUUUGCUGCCUAUAUUGGAGAUGUCUCAGCUCUUCGAAGGUUUGCCUUGUCAGCCAUGGACAUGGAACAGAAAGACUAUGACUCCCGCACAGCCCUGCAUGUUGCUGCAGCUGAAGGACACACUGAAGUUGUUAAAUUCCUGAUUGAGGCUUGCAAAGUGAAUCCUUUUGUCAAGGAUAGGUGGGGCAACAUUCCCCUGGAUGAUGCUGUGCAGUUCAACCACCUGGAGGUGGUGAAACUGCUUCAAGAUUAUCAGGACUCCUACACACCAUCUGAGACUCGGGCUGAAGCAGCAGCUGAGGCUCUGUCCAAAGAGAACUUAGAGAGCAUGGUGUGAGCAUG